Mesorhabditis spiculigera is the source of this 1179-nucleotide messenger RNA. The record is from the annotation of a GenBank genome assembly. NCBI's taxonomy places the organism in Eukaryota, Metazoa, Nematoda, Chromadorea, Rhabditida, Rhabditidae.
AUGAUGUUUCGUGGCGCUAUUUUACUCCUGCCAGCAAUCUUAAUUCCAUCGGCAGGCGCUGAUGCCCGGUUACCGGUCGACCAAGAAGUGCGAGAUGGUCUAACCGAAGCAGUCGAUUUGAAACAACUGGAAGCGAUCGCAAACGCCGAGUUCGCCGAAUACAAGGCCUACCUGGACGCGUAUGUAUUGAGAGAGUGCGGCGAAGCGACGGAGUUCUACCAACCCCAUCUGCCCGAGGACCAAUACCCAAAGCUCGCGCUGGAAUUGCAGUCGAAAUUUAAUGCUAAGAACGUAACGAAUGUGCGACGGGUGGCUGAGUUGUUCUUGUCGUAUUGGCAUCACGCCGGGUCCUCCUACGAGUAUUUCGCUUGUGGAAGCCGCGGCAUCUGCCGAACCUACAUCACGAGCGGGUUGAUGGCGGUCCACUUUUGGUGGGGCAAUGCGCGUAUGUCGACGAAGGAGGAAAUCGACAAUUGGAUGGUGAAGACGAAAGAUGGGUCUGGCCUGAUUGAGCGGUUCCGCGCCAAGAUCUUCACUCCUAGGGAUAUUUUCGAUGGCGACAAAUUCGUAGUAUCCAAAUUUGACCUCGGCUUGGCGGACGAUGUGAUGCCCGCCUACACAGUGAGACUUUGGAAAAACGAUGAUUGGAAAACAGAAUGUACUUGGCCCAUGGCACCGGCCCCAGAACUCGCAAUGGCCCCACUGAAUUUGGGAAGCUUUCUUCUGCUGACGUUGACGUAUAUAUGCUUCGUUGUGGCAGACGAUCCGAUGCGUAAUGUUACGGUCAAUGGUGGAGCAUGGGUAUGCGCCGAUGGCCAACAGCCGAUAUCAGUCACUGUCUCGGCUAGGGACUCGAGCGGCAAGGAUGAGAAGAGUCCGCAGGAAUGUCGGGUGACCUGCCUGGCUAAUUAUAUGGUGCGGCUCACAGCUAUCGAGUUUUUCGUCAACUUUAAGUGCCCGGGCACUCAGAAAAUGCCGGAGGUUUACUGCUGGUCGACCCUGUUUCCGGCACCCAACGGAAACGAAGAGCCCGCCGCCUACAGGAUCACGCUAUUUGGGAUGCUCGGCGAAAGCAUAGAAGUUAUGAAUCGCGAGCCAAUUCUGUAUGCAGGGAUGGCGAAGAGGGCGGAUCGUAAGACCUACGGAGAAAUAAUGACCCUCGGUAAAUGCACAUCCUUC